AUGGAAAUAGAACUCCUUGAUAUAUACGACUUAGGAGAUGAGUUAAAUGCAGGCAACAUAAAUGUGAAUGAAAAAAUAAAUAAAAUAACAAGAGAAUAUUUAAGGACAUCAGAAAGUUAUAUAGAAAAUAAAAAAUUAAAAACGUGUGUAGAAUUUUUAGAAGGAAUAAUAAAUAAUUUUGCUUCAAAAGAGCCAUUUGAAUAUGUAUUAUUUAUGACAAUAAAAAUUUAUUGUAAUUUAAGAUUACAUAACUAUCGAUAUGUUUCUAAUGAUUUAAAUAUACUUGAAAAUUUAGAUGGAGAAAAUUAUAAAUUUCAAAAGUAUCCAUUAAAAUAUAAAAAAGAAAAUGGAUCAAUGAUUCCAUUUUUAUUAAGAUUAAUAAAUUGUUAUUAUCCUUAUACUCUUGGUUUAUUUUUUACUUCAUUUGAUAGAUUAUAUCUUUUAUUGUUACAAUAUGAAAAACUUAUGAACAAGAUUAGGAAUAAAAAUGAAUGUACAGAUAAUAAAGUAUUACUGGAUAUAUCCAAUAAUAAUAUAUCUCCACCUUUAUUUAAACAAAAUAGACAAAUUAGUACAAUUUUCCAUUAUAUUACUAUAAUUAGCUAUAUAUUAUGUGACUUAUUAUUAAAAAAAAAUUAUAUAGAACAAGCUAUAGAAUUGUUAAAAGAAAAAAUACUUAAAUAUUUUCCUAAUCAUAUAAAUACACUUUCAUUGGUUGGGAAAUUAUUUCUUUUUAUUGGAAGUUUUGACCUUGCAGAGUCAUAUUUUAGUGUGGUAAAAAAUAUAAUGAAAAAUAAACAUCCUGAUUUAGGAGAUAAAGCCACUUAUUCUAUUCCUUCAUCCGAUAAUACAAAUAUAUGGGCACAUUCUCAAAUUAAUUUUAAUUUUUUAUAUUUAUAUUUAGAGGAAUAUGAAAUUGCUCUUAAAGAGCUAUUAAAUAUUAAUACACAUUUUAUAAAUCCUACCAAUAAUAAUAAUAACAGAAGUAGAAACAAUGUGGCUAGCGAUUAUGCUAUUUAUUAUAAUAACUUAUCAAUCACAUCCAUGUUUAACGGUGAUUUAAAAAAUUCAAUUCAACACUUGGAAAAUGUUGUAACUACAAAUUAUGUAAAUGUAUUUCCUUCCAUUGUUCAAAAUUUAAAUGAUAUUUAUAAAUUUACAAAAACAAAAAAUGAAAUAAUUAACCAUACUAAUGAUACGAUUAAAAAAAAUUUACAAGAGGAUCAAGAAAUAAUUGCUUUACUUCCAUAA
Plasmodium yoelii is the source of this 1251-nucleotide messenger RNA. Its product is annotated as conserved protein, unknown function. Bases 1 to 1251 code for a protein of 416 amino acids. The transcript has a single exon. The record is from RefSeq and is a predicted model, not a curated record. NCBI's taxonomy places the organism in Eukaryota, Apicomplexa, Aconoidasida, Haemosporida, Plasmodiidae. Gene Ontology annotation, molecular function: protein binding.